Messenger RNA from Orussus abietinus, 1353 nucleotides. It is a transcript of the gene Hand, whose product is annotated as heart- and neural crest derivatives-expressed protein 1. Gene Ontology annotation, molecular function: protein dimerization activity; DNA-binding transcription factor activity, RNA polymerase II-specific; RNA polymerase II transcription regulatory region sequence-specific DNA binding. The record is from RefSeq and is a predicted model, not a curated record. The transcript is spliced from 2 exons. The coding region runs from base 106 to 897 and encodes 263 amino acids. Gene Ontology annotation, biological process: developmental process; regulation of transcription by RNA polymerase II. Lineage: Eukaryota; Metazoa; Arthropoda; Insecta; Hymenoptera; Orussidae.
GCGAUCGCGACGGUCGGUCGAUCCGAGGCGCGCGACUUCUCGCAUCGGUGCUCGCUUCCUCCGGUCGGCCGGAGACGUCCGCGCCGUGCGACGCGACUCGUCGAGAUGCUCAGCGGCUACGAGUCCCAGGCCGACUACUAUCCCCAGUGGCAUCAGCCCUACGGUUACGCCGCGCAGCUUCCGUACGCCGAGCGCCGCCCUCGCGGUUCGGCCGGCUCGGUUGGCACGGUCUUCCUCGACGGCCCGCCGUUCCCUGGUCGGGACGAGCGCGAGGCCUUCUGGCCGACGGAGCCGGCCCUCGUCUCCGGCGACAGCUCCGGGGCGGACUCGUCGCUGGAGGAGGCGGCCGCGGCGACCCCGGCGACCCCGCGAUGCGUCUUCGACCGGCGCUACGCCCCGCCGCCUCUCCUCUGUAUCCGCCCGGACGACCCGGCGCGGCCGCUCGGCGACGUCGCCGCGGGCGACUCGCUCCAGGGGACGACUCUGCCCGUCAAGCCCAAGAAGCGCAACACGGCCAACAAGAAGGAGCGCAGGCGGACGCAGAGCAUCAACAAUGCCUUUGCCGACCUUCGAGACUGCAUCCCGAACGUGCCGGCCGACACCAAGCUGUCCAAGAUCAAGACCCUCCGGCUGGCGGCCUCCUACAUCGGCUACCUGAUGGCCGUUCUAGAGAGCGACGAGACCGCCGACGCGCCGCCGCGGGCCUUCAGAGCCGAGUUCCUGCCCGGCGCCGCCGGCCAUGCUCGCAGAGGUCACAGGGCCCCCUCCGCCAAGCACGAGGCGGGUCCUCCGACGCCCGACGACACCGCGAAAGGAAAGGGCCGCACUGGGUGGCCGCAGCACAUGUGGGCGCUCGAACUUAAGCAAGAACCGUCCAAUCAAGCUCAAAUGCAGUGAGGAUUUCGCCCUUUCGCCCCUUUCGCCCCUUUCGCCCCUUUCGCCCGCGACCUGGCGGAUCGGGUUCAAAGUCCCGAUCGAGAUCUCUCCCGAGAACGAUCGUAGCGUGUAAAUAAUGUCGCGUGCAUAUCGACCUCCGGGUAUAUCUUUGUAAAUAGCCGAGUACCGGUCGACCGUUCCCGCGUUUCCGCGCACCUCUAGAUCCCGGAAGCCCGACGUCGGGCACGCGAGGCCUCCUUGGUUCGCGCCAGCUGGGUGCCGCCUCGCUUUUGGAGGAACCGUGUAUCCCAGCAAGCAACCCCGGGGCCUCGUGUGCCCUCUCCCGCGUUCUUCUUUACUCUGUAUCUUUUUUCCGUUUCCUCGAUUCGACCUUGUAAUUUAAGUGAAAUAAAUGGAGUAUGCCGAGUCGACGGUCUCCGUAAACGCGACAUCGGAGUGGUACUCGAUGUUAAAGAA